Molecule: messenger RNA, 26172 nt
Organism: Clarias gariepinus (North African catfish)
Lineage: Eukaryota; Metazoa; Chordata; Actinopteri; Siluriformes; Clariidae
Product: titin homolog
Exons: 5
Coding region: 183-25907 (8574 amino acids)
Source: RefSeq, a predicted model, not a curated record
CACACACACACACACACACACUAUUUGAGAAGACACACGAAAAGUUGCUUGUUUACCACCAUGGCUCUAAAAAGACCACUGAAGUUUGCAGAAUUAAAAUAAUUGACCAAUAAAACCAGAAAGAAAACAAGACCUCGGGCAUUACGUGGACACCUGUGCAACCAGGAGCCUUGUAUCAAGCCAUGGCGGAAUCCAGAGACUAUGUUGGAGACUUCUUCACUGAAUUUAAGCAUGAAAUCAUUGUACGAGCAAGACAAGUCAGUGACAUCACAGAGGCGGUCAUCUCCCAAAGUUUGAUUCAUGACAGGGCAGUUUAUCAAAUCCAGGCUGCUCCUACUGAGCAAGAGGUGAUGAGGCUUCUCUUUGAGGCCCUUGAAAGAGAACCUUCUCAACAUAGAGUAUCCUUCCACCUGAUACUUAGAAUGACGGAACCUGAGCUUAUUCAUGAGCUAGAAUGGAGACAACGAAACAGCAAGUAUACUCAGACUGAGGAUCUAUUUUAUGGUGAGAAAAAGGAUGAAAGCCAAGAGUGGAAGAGUGGACCCAAGGCUGACUCACAAACAAUGGAAGAUUCAUCAACAAGAAGAAAACUAGAGAUAAUGGAGCAGGAGCUAAAAUGUGAGAAGAACAUGCUUGAGCACAUCAGAGCUGACCUGCAAAGAGAAAAGAAAAUUCUAGAAGACAAGCAUCUUGAAAUUGUCAGAGAUAGACGGAAUUGUGAAAAUGCACAAGCUGAGCUUCAGAAAGCAAAACAAGAAUUUGAGAAGAGCAGGGAAAGUCAGAUGUUUUAUAGAAAGAGGGAAAAGUUGAAUGAUAACAUUGAGAUGCUGAGGGAAGAAAUAAAGCAAAUGCAAGUCAUGAAAAGUAAGUUAUUGAGACAAAAGGAGGAUGUAGAGGCCAAACUAGAGAAGGCAAGAAAGGAAAUGCAUGAACUUGAACAGCUGAAGAUAGACCUACAGAGACAGAAUGAGGAAACUGACAACAAAAUCAGACAGACAAAGAGCAGUAUGGAUGAAGUUGAACAGAUGAAGGCUGAAAUACUAAAACAAAAAGAGGAUAUAGAGCUCAAAAUGCAACUUUUGAAAACUGAAGCAGAAAAGGUGCAAAAAGUCAAGGAAGAAAUACAACAACAACGAAAUGAAUUAGAAGAAAGGAUGCAGUGGGCAAAACGUGAAAUGGAAGAGAUGGAACUUAUAAAAAAAGAAAUGGAUAGGAAGAGACAAGAUCUUGAUCAAAAGAUGAAGCAGACCACCAGGAGAAAGAGUGAAAUAGACAAAAUGAGAGUGGAAAUACAGAAAGAAAAAAUUGAAAUGGAACGCAAUAGGGAUGAAUUACAAAAAGCAAGAGAGGAAUUUCAGUGUAUGGUUGAGAACAACAGUGAACACCCAGAAGAUAAAGAUGGGAUAAAUGCCAAGAUUGUUAAUCUCAUUUAUCAAAUUGAAAAAACCAGAAAAUUGGUUUGGGAGGCCUCAUUUUACAUGGAAAAUAGAAUGACUGAAAGCCAGCUGGGGGCAGUAGAAGUAAAAAAGAUGAAAGAUGAAAUGCAGAGACUUGUUGUAGAAAUUGAACACAUCAGAGAAAUGCUACAAUGGCUUAAAGCAGAAAUGGAGCAAAGCAAAGAGAUCAUUAGGCAGGAGAAAGAAGAAGUAAGAAUGCUAAAAAUUGAAAUUCAGCGAAGAAAACGAGACCUUGAAAAGAAAGAAGAAAAACUGAUGAGAGAAAGAGAUGAAUUAGAAAUAAUGAGUGCCAAGAUACAGCAACAAAAAAUCGAACUGGCAAAACCUUUGGAAGAAAUACACAAAAUUAAAACUAGACAGGCAGGCAAAGAUAUUUAUAAAAAUGUGGACAAAACAGAGUAUGUAAAAGAAAGGAAAGAAAAGGCAGUUGAUGCAUUUUCACAGACUGAACUGAAUCAACAAAAACUAAUGCCGGAGAACAAUUUAAGGGAAAUGACAGAGGACAGGCAUGAACUUGAAAUGAUGAGAACAGAACUCGAAACUCACAAAAAUGAAAUAGAAAACAACAGGCUGGAGAUAAAAAAGAAAAAAGAGGAGCUUGAGCAAAUAAUUAAGUACAUAGAUAUGGAGAAACAAGACAUUGAAAAAAAUAGACUACUACUUGAUAAUAUGAAAAAUGAGCUAGGGAUAAUAAAGGCAAAAUUGAAUGCUGAACAAGAAGAUAUUACCUUUGAAAAACAAGAAAUACAGAAUGAAAGAAAAAGUUUUGAGCUGUCAAAGGCAUCUAUGCAAAGUGAAAUUCAGGAUGUAAAGAAUGCUUUGGAAAAAGCCAGAAUGGACAUACGAAACCUAGAUAAAAUUAAGGGAGGAUUAGAAAAAGAAAAUGAAUUAUGUAGGAUCAUUGUUGAUGACACAAAUAAAGAAAAGGAUGCCUUGGAGAGAAAGGUUGCUGAAAUAGCAAAGCAAAAGGAAGACAUUGAGGCUACCAAAUUUCUACUUGCAAAAGAGAAAAAUGAUCUUGAAAAUAACUGGUUGGAAUUGAGGAAAGGAAAGGGGGAGUUGGAAUUACAAAUCAGAAGUCAAAAGGAAAAACUGGAAAGUGAAAAAUUAAAAAUGGAGGAACAGAAAAACUUACUGGAAAAAGAAAUUAGUAAGAUAAACCAACAAAAAGAUGAAUCAGAAAAAGAAAAGGAAAAUAUACUGAAAAAUAAGGAAAAAAUUGAAGCUCUUAAAGAGCAAAUAUUAAAAGAGAGGGCUGAAAUUGAGGAAAUCAAAAACAAGAUGAUAAAUGACAAAAUGACUCUUGAUCAAAAACAGAAUGAAAUACAACAACAAAAGGAAAUUCUGGAGGACAAUUUGAAUAAAAUAUUUGAAGAUAGCCAAAAUCUGGAUAAGAUGAAAUUGGAAUUUGAAAAGAUAAAAGAAAUUGAGAUUGUCAGGGAGAAGAUGAAGCAGGAAAGAAAGCAGCUUGAUCAGUUGAUGAAUUCCAUUCAAAAGGAAAAAAUGGAUAUUGAAAAGAACACAUCUCUUAACAACAAAUUGAAAAAUGAGGUACAAGAAAUGAAGGCAAAUUUUAAUGCUGAACAAGAACUUAUCACCAUCGAAAAACAAAAGAUAGAGAAUGAGAGAAAAAUAUUUCAGUUAUCAGAGGCAUCUAUGCAGAAAGAAAUAGGAGACACAAAGAAUGCUUUGGAAAAGGCCAAAGUAAGCAUUCAAGAUCUUGAGAAAAAACUAGAACAAGAAAAAGAAAAAUACAGAAUUCACACUGAAGGAAUAAAUCUAAAUCCUCCUGAUGAAGCUGAGAAUAAUGAAGAUAUGGAAACUGAGCUGAGGAGACAAUUUAAAAUUGCCAAGACUACGAGUGAGACUAGUAAAAUUGAAGAGAUUAAGGCUGACAUACUAAGGCAAAAGAAUGAUGUUGAAAAUAAAAUGUGUCAUGUGAGAACAGAAAUGGAAAAGGUGCAACAGGUCAAAGAUGAAAUUCAUCAACUUAGAAAUGAUCUGGAUGAAAGAUUGCAAAAAGUAAAACGAGAGACAGGAGAAAUGGAACUUUUGAAAACAGAGAUUGAAAGGAAGAAGAAAGAUCUUGAUCAAAGGAUGAAGCAAAUAACAAGGAAAAAAGACGAGUUAGACCGAAUAAGGGUUGAAAUCCAGGAAGAAAAAGAAAAAAUGGAAUGCAAAAGGGUAGAAAUUGAGAAUAAGAGAUAUCAGAUAGAAUGUCUUAAAUAUGGAAUACAAAGAACAAAAGAGGAAUUGGAGAAUUGUGUGAAAGGUGUCACUUUAGACAGGGAGGAAAGAGGAGAGAUUAUAUCUCUUACUGACCUAACUGGACAAACUAGGGAUGGUGUAUGGAACACCAAGACUCACUUUGAGAACAGAAUGGCAGACAGCCAACUACUAGCAGGGGAGGAUAAUUUGAUGAAUACUGAAAUGAAUAGACUUGUUAUAGAACUUGAACACAUCAGAGAGAUGUUGCAAGAACUUUCAUUCAAAAUAGGGCAAAGCAAGGAGGUCCUAAGGAGAGAGAAAGAAGAGGUAAACAUGCUAAAAAAAGAGAUACAAAGAAGACAAAGAGACCUUGAAAACAAAGCAGAAAAGAACAUGAGAGAACGGGGUGACUUAGAACUGAUGAGUGCCAAAUUGAAGCAACAAAAGGAAGAAUUGGAGGAAACACUGAAAGAAAUACGAAAAUAUAAAGCAAGGACGACAUGGCAAGAUGAGCUAGGAUUGUGGAAUAAAACAGAGUUUUCAAAACAGGAAAAAAGCAGGAAACUUGAUGAACGUCUUAUUCAGGAAAGAGGGUCUAAACUGGAUCAACAAAAACAAAUUCAAAAGCCCAAUUUGGGGGAAAUAAUGGACGAGAGGAGUAAACUUGAUAAGAUGAGAAUGGAACUUGAAACUCAAAUACAACAACUAGCAAAUGAUAAGGAAGCUAUGCAACAGAAAAGACAGGAAAUUGAUCAACUGAUAAACAACAUAAACAUUGAGAAAAAGGACAUUGAAAAGAACAGACUUAUGAAUGAUAAUUGUAGAAAUGAACUUACAGAAAUAAAGGUAAAACUGAAUGCUGAACAAGAAGUUAUCACUCUUAAAAAGCAAAAGAUAGAAAAUGAAAAAAACAGAUUCCAGUUAUCAAAGACAUCUAUGCAGAGGGAAAUUGAGAACAUGAAGUCUGCUUUGGAAAAGAGCAGAAUAAACAUUCAAGAUCUUGAGAAAAAACUAGAACAAGAAAAAGAGAAAUGCAGAAUUCACACUAAAGAAAUAAAUCAGAAAAACAAGGACCUGGGAUUGAUGGUUAUAGCAACAUCAGAACAAAAUACAGAAGCUGAGAAAAAUAAAGAUAUGGGAACUGAGUUGGGGAGACAGAAUAAGGCUAUUCAAACCAAACCAGGGAAUGCAACGGAGGAAAUGUAUGAACUUGAACAGCUGAAAAUAGAACUGCAAAAAAAGAAUGAUGAAAUUGAGAAUAAAAUUGUUGAGACUAAGAGUGAGACCAGUAAAAUGGAAAAGAUGAAUGCUGAGAUACUAAGGCAAAAAGGAGAUGUUGAAGAAAAAGUAUGUUUUGUAAGAAAAGAAAUGGAAAAGGUUAAACAAGUCAAGGAGGAAAUUCAAAAACAAAGAUAUGAACUGGAAGAAAAGAUGAACAAAGAAAAACGUGAGCUGGAAGAAAUGGAAGUUUUGAAAAAAGAGAUGGAAAGGAACAAGAAAGAUCAGGACCAAAGGUUAAAGCAAAUAACAAGGAAACAAGACGAGUUGGACAGAAUAAGAAUGGAAAUCCAGGGAGAAAAAGAAGAAAUUGAAUGCAAAAGGGUAGAAAUUGAAAAAAAGAGAUAUGAAGUAGAAUGCCUUAAAUCCGAAAUACAAAGAACAAAAGAGCAAUUAGAGAAUAGUGUUGAAUGUGCCACUUCAAACAGUGAUGAAAAAGAAGAGAUAAGGAUUGAGAUUUCCAGGCUUAUUGACAUGAUUAAACAAACUAGAGAAAGUUUAUGGAACACCAAGAGUCACUUUGAGAAUAGAUUGGCAGACAGCCAACUAAUAGCAGAAGAGGGAAAUUUGAUGAAUGCUGAAAUGAACAGACUUGUUAUAGAAACUGAACACAUCAGAGAGAUGUUGCAACAACUUAAAUAUGAAAUGGGGAAAAGCAAGGAAGUUCUAAGGAGAGAAAAAGAAGAGGUAAAAACACUAAAAAAAGAAAUCCACAAAAGAAAAAGAGAUCUUGAAAACAAAGCAGAAAAGAACAUGAGAGAACAGGGUGACUUAGAAGUGAUGAGUGCCAAAAUAAAGCAACAAAAGGAAGAAUUAGAGAAAACACUGAAAAAGAUGCAGAAAAAUGAAGCAAGGAGGAAGACAAGGCAAGAUGAGCUAAGAUCACAGGAUGAAAGAGAGUGUGUUAAAGAUGUAGAAGGCAGGGAAACUGAUAGACUGCUAAUUCAGCAAGGAGAGACUGAACAGAAUGAAGUAAACCCGAAUAGAGAAGAGAAUUUAAAGGAAGUGCUGAAAAAGAAGAGUAAACUUGGAAAGAUGAAAAACAAACUUAAAACUAAAAGAAAACAAACAGAAAAUGAAGGGAAAGAAAUAAAACAGAAGAGAAAACCAAACGAAAAAGAAGAAAGCGAAGUAUUGGCAAUGGAAUACCAGAGAAACAAACAAAAAGAAUUGAUUAGAUUCAACCAAGAAAAAGAAGAGAUAGAAAAAGAAAAAGAAGACAUACAGAAGAAAUGGAAAGAACUUGAGACACUGAAACAGCAACUAUUCAAAGAAAGGCAGGAAAUUGAGGAAAUAAGGAACAAUAUGUUAACAGAGAAACUGUUAUUUAAACAAAGGGAGUCAGAAACCAGUCAACAAAAGCUAACUCUGGAGGACACCACAGAAGGAAUAAAGGAUGAGAGAACAAAUCUUGAUAAAAUGAAAGUGAAAUGUGAACAAAAGAUAAAAGAAAUGGACACUGUAGGGGAGAAGAUGAAGCAAGAGACAUAUGUACUUGACCCAUUUAUGGCAGGUAUUAAAAUGCAGAGGGAAGUUCUUGAAGAACAUAGCUCUAUAAAUAAAAAAAUAAAAAAUGAUCUAGAAGAAGUGAAGGUGAAACUGAAUGUGGAACAGGAAGCUAUCGCUCCUGAAAAGCAAGAGAUACAGAAAGAGAAAGACAAGUUGGACCAAUCAAAGGCAUCCAUGCAGAGCGAAAAGCAGGAAAUAAAAAAUGCUUUGGAAAAAGCAAUGAUAGACGGAGAAAAUCUGGAUGAAAUUAAAAGAGGAGUAGCAGAGGAAAAAGAAAAGUAUAGAAAUGAGGGUAAAGAGACAUCCAAACAAAAGGAUGCCUUGGAGAAGACUGCUGCGGAAAUUGAAAUGCAAAAGAAAGAAAUUAAUUCCAAAACUGUCCUUCUUAAAAACAACUGGAAGGAAUUGCAGGAACGAGAGUGUGAGUUGCAACUGCAAAUCAAAAACCAUAAAGAAAAAGAAGAAAGAGAAAUAUUAUUAAUUGAGGAACAGAGACAUACUCUGGAAAAAGAAUUGAUUAGAAUCAACCAAGAAAAAGAAGAGACAAAAAAAGAAAAGGAAGACAUACAGAGAAAAUGGAAAGAACUUGAGACCCUGAAACAGCAACUAUUUAAAGAGAGAGAUGAACUGGAGGAACUUAAAAACAAGAUGUUAAAAGAAAAACUGUUACUUGAGCAAAAGAACACAGAAAUCAAUAAACAAGAGGAAAUUCUGGAAGACAAUGCAAAGGAAUUAAAAAUGGAGAGAACACAUCUGGACAAAACGAAACUGGAAUUUGAUAAGAAAAUACAAGACAUGGAAAAUACAUUCGGUGAGAGGAUGAAGCAAGAGAGAGAUGAACUUGAUCUAUUCAUGGAGGAUAUUAAGAUGCAGAAGCAACUUCUUGAAAAGCAAAGGUCUAUAAACAGCAGUUUGAAAAAUGAGCUAGAAGAAAUGAAGUCGAAUCUGAAUGUGGAAAAGGAAGCUAUCGCUAUUGAAAAGCAAGAGAUCCAGAAAGAGAAGGCAAGAUUGGAUCAAGCAAAGGCAUCCAUGCAGAGCGAAAUGCAGAAAAUCAAAAAUGCUUUGGAAAAAGCCACGACAGAAAGAGAAGACCUUGAUAAAAUUGAGAGAAGAUUAGCAGAGGAAAAAGAACAGUCUAGAAUUAUGGUUGAGGAGACAAUCAAACAAAAGGAUGCCUUGGAGAAGAUCUCAGCUGAAAUUGAAAUACAAAAGAAAGACAUUGACGCCAACAAAGAACUUCUUGAAAAGAACUGGACGGAAUUGCAGAAACGUGAGAAUGAGUUGCAAAUGAAAAAAGAAGAAGAAAAAGAAGAACGAGAAAUAUUACCAACAGAGGAACAGAGAAAUACACUGGAAAAAGAAUUGAUUAGAAUCAACCAAGAAAAGGAAGACACUGAAAAAGAAAGGGAAGACUUACAGAAGCAAUGGAAAGAACUUGAGACACUGAAACAGCAAUUAUUCAAAGAAAGAGAUGAACUGGAGGAUUUAAAAAACAAGAUGUUAAAAGAGAAACUGUUACUUGAGCAAAAGGAGACAGAAACCAAUAAACAAAAGCAAGUUCUGGAAAACAAUGCGAAAGAAUUACAAAUAGAGAGAACACAUCUGGACAAAAUGAAACUGGAAUUCGAACAGAAGAUACAAGACAUGGAAAACACGGUCAGGGAGAAGGUGAAGCAAGAGAGAGAGGAACUUGAUCUAAUCAUUGAGGAUAUUUACACGCAGAAGCAACUUCUUGAAAAGCAAAGGUCUUUUAACAACAAUUUGAAAAAUGAGCUAGAAGAAAUGAAGGCAAAAAUGAAUUUGGAACAGGAAGCUAUCAAUCUUGAAAAGCAAGAGAUACAGCAAGAGAAAGAAGAGGUGGACCAAUCAAAGGCAUCCAUGCAGAGCAAAAUGCAGGAACUAGAGAUUGCUAUAGAAAAAGCGAUGAUAGACAGAGAAAAUCUGGAUGAAAUUGAGAGAAGAUUAGCAGAGGAAAAAGAAAAAUGUAAAAUUAUGGUUGAGGAGACAACCAAACAAAAGGAUGCCGCGGAGAAGAUGGCUGCUGAAAUUGAAAUGGAAAAGAAAAACGCUGAGUCCAAAACUGUCCUUUAUGAAAAGAACUUGAAGAAGUUGCAGGAACGAGAGAGCGAGUUGCAAGUGCAAAUCAAGAAACAUAAAGAAAAAGAACAAAGAGAAAUAUUAUCAAUGGAGGAACAGAGAAAGACACUGGAAAAAGAAUUGAUUAGAAUCAACCAAGAAAAAGAAGACAGAGAAAAAGAAAAGAAAGAUGUACAGAAGAAAUUGGAAGAACUUGAGACACUAAAACAGCAACUAUUCAAAGAGAGGAAGGAAAUGGAGGAAAUAAGGAACAAGAUGUUAACAGAGAAACUGUUACUUGAGCAAAAGGAGACAGAAACCAAUAAACAAAAGCAAGUUCUGGAAGACAAUGCAAAAGAAAUAAUGAAGGACAGAAUAAAUCUUGACAUGAUGAAACUGGAAUUUGAACAGCAGAUUCAAGAAAGGGAAAACACAGUCAGAGAGAAGAUGAAGCAAGAGAGAGAUGAACUUGAUUUAUUCAUGAAGGAUAUUAUCAUGCAGAAGCAAGUUCUUGAAAAGCAAAGGACUAUAAACAGCAGUUUGAAAAAUGAGCUAGAAGAAAUGAAGUCAAAUCUGAAUGUGGAAAAGGAAGCUAUCACUCUUGAAAAGCAAGAGAUCCAGAAAGAGAAAGAAAGGUUGGACCAAUCAAAGGCAUCCAUGCAGAGCGAAAUGCAGGAAAUAAAAAAUGCUUUGGAACAAGCCACGACAGAAAGAGAACAUCUGGAUAAAAUUGAAAGAAGUUUGGCAGAGGAAAAGGAAGAGUGUAGAAUUAUGGUUGAGGAGACAACCAAACAAAAGGAUGCCUUGGAGAAGAUAUCAGCUGAAAUUGAAAUACAAAAGAAAGACAUUGACGCCAACAAAGAACUUCUUGAAAAAAACUGGAUGGAAUUGCAGAAACGUGAGGAUAAGUUGCAAAUGAAAAAACAAGAAGAAAAAGAAGAAAGAGAAAUAUUACCAACAGAGGAACAGAGAAAUACACUGGAAAAAGAAUUGAUUAGAAUCAACCAAGAAAAGGAAGACACUGAAAAAGAAAGGGAAGACUUACAGAAGCAAUGGAAAGAACUUGAGACACUGAAACAGCAAUUAUUCAAAGAAAGAGAUGAACUGGAGGAUUUAAAAAACAAGAUGUUAAAAGAGAAACUGUUACUUGAGCAAAAGGAGACAGAAACCAAUAAACAUAAGCAAGUUCUGGAAAACAAUGUAAAAGAAUUACAAAUAGAGAGAACACAUCUGGACAAAAUGAAACUGGAAUUCGAACAGAAGAUACAAGACAUGGAAAACACGGUCAGGGAGAAGAUGAAGCAAGAGAGAGAGGAACUUGAUCUAAUCAUUGAGGAUAUUUACAUGCAGAAGCAACUUCUUGAAAAGCAAAGGUCUUUUAACAACAAUUUGAAAAAUGAGCUAGAAGAAAUGAAGGCAAAAAUGAAUUUGGAACAGGAAGCUAUCAAUCUUGAAAAGCAAGAGAUACAGCAAGAGAAAGAAGAGGUGGACCAAUUAAAGGCAUCCAUGCAGAGCAAAAUGCAGGAACUAGAGAUUGCUAUAGAAAAAGCGAUGAUAGACAGAGAAAAUCUGGAUGAAAUUGAGAGAAGAUUAGCAGAGGAAAAAGAAAAAUGUAAAAUUAUGGUUGAGGAGACAACCAAACAAAAGGAUGCCUCGGAGAAGAUGGCUGCUGAAAUUGAAAUGCAAAAGAAAAACGCUGAGUCCAAAACUGUCCUUUAUGAAAAGAACUUGAAGAAGUUGCAGGAACGAGAGAGCGAGUUGCAAGUGCAAAUCAAGAAACAUAAAGUAAAAGAACAAAGAGAAAUAUUAUCAAUGGAGGAACAGAGAAAGACACUGGAAAAAGAAUUGAUUAGAAUCAACCAAGAAAAAGAAGACAGAGAAAAAGAAAAUAAAGACGUACAGAAGAAAUUGGAAGAACUUGAGACACUAAAACAGCAACUAUUCAAAGAGAGAAAGGAAAUGGAGGAAAUAAGGAACAAGAUGUUAACAGAGAGACUGUUACUUGAGCAAAAGGAGACAGAAACCAAUAAACAAAAGCAAGUUCUGAAAGACAAUGCGAAAGAAUUAAAAAUGGAAAGAACACAUCUGGACAAAAUGAAACUGGAAUUUGAACAGAAGAUACAAGAAAUGGAAAACACGGUCAGGCAGAAGAUGAAGCAAGAGAGAGAUGAACUUGAUCUAUUUAUGGAGGAUAUUAACAUGCAGAAGCAACUUCUUGAAAAGCAAAAGUCUAUAAACAGCAGUUUGAAAAAUGAGCUAGAAGAAAUGAAGUCAAAUCUGAAUGUGGAAAAGGAAGCUAUCGCUAUUGAAAAGCAAGAGAUCCAGAAAGAGAAGGCAAGAUCGGACCAAGCAAAGGCAUCCAUGCAGAGCGAAAUGCAGAAAAUAAAAAAUGCUUUGGAACAAGCCACGACAGAAAGAGAACACCUUGAUAAAAUUAAGAGAAGAUUAGCAGAGGAAAAAGAACAGUCUAGAAUUAUGGUUGAGGAGACAACCAAACAAAAGGAUGCCUUGGAGAAGAUCUCAGCUGAAAUUGAAAUACAAAAGAAAGACAUUGACGCCAACAAAGAACUUCUUGAAAAGAACUGGACGGAAUUGCAGAAACGUGAGAAUGAGUUGCAAAUGAAAAAACAAGAAGAAAAAGAAGAACGAGAAAUAUUACCAACAGAGGAACAGAGAAAUACACUGGAAAAAGAAUUGAUUAGAAUCAACCAAGAAAAGAAAGAGACUGAAAAAGAAAGGGAAGACUUACAGAAGCAAUGGAAAGAACUUGAGACACUGAAACAGCAAUUAUUCAAAGAAAGAGAUGAACUGGAGGAUUUAAAAAACAAGAUGUUAAAAGAGAAACUGUUACUUGAGCAAAAGGAGACAGAAACCAAUAAACAAAAGCAAGUUCUGGAAAACAAUGCGAAAGAAUUACAAAUAGAGAGAACACAUCUGGACAAAAUGAAACUGGAAUUCGAACAGAAGAUACAAGACAUGGAAAACACGGUCAGGGAGAAGAAGAAGCAAGAGAGAGAGGAACUUGAUCUAAUCAUUAAGGAUAUUUACAUGCAGAAGCAACUUCUUGAAAAGCAAAGGUCUUUUAACAACAAUUUGAAAAAUGAGCUAGAAGAAAUGAAGGCAAAAAUGAAUUUGGAACAGGAAGCUAUCAAUCUUGAAAAGCAAGAGAUACAGCAAGAGAAAGAAGAGGUGGACCAAUCAAAGGCAUCCAUGCAGAGCAAAAUGCAGGAACUAGAGAUUGCUAUAGAAAAAGCGAUGAUAGACAGAGACAAUCUGGAUGAAAUUGAGAGAAGAUUAGCAGAGGAAAAAGAAAAAUGUAAAAUUAUGGUUGAGGAGACAACCAAACAAAAGGAUGCCUCGGAGAAGAUGGCUGCUGAAAUUGAAAUGCAAAAGAAAAACGCUGAGUCCAAAACUGUCCUUUUUGAAAAGAACUUGAAGAAGUUGCAGGAACGAGAGAGCGAGUUGCAAGUGCAAAUCAAGAAACAUAAAGUAAAAGAACAAAGAGAAAUAUUAUCAAUGGAGGAACAGAGAAAGACACUGGAAAAAGAAUUGAUUAGAAUCAACCAAGAAAAAGAAGACAGAGAAAAGGAAAAGAAAGACGUACAGAAGAAAUUGGAAGAACUUGAGACACUAAAACAGCAACUAUUCAAAGAGAGGAAGGAAAUGGAGGAAAUAAGGAACAAGAUGUUAACAGAGAAACUGUUACUUGAGCAAAAGGAGACAGAAACCAAUAAACAAAAGCAAGUUCUGGAAGACAAUGCGAAAGAAAUAAUGAAGGAGAGAAUAAAUCUUGACAAGAUGAAACUGGAAUUUGAACAGCAGAUACAAGACAUGGAAAACACGGUCAGGAAGAAGAUGAAGCAAGAGAGAGAUGAACUUGAUUUAUUCAUGAAGGAUAUUAUCAUGCAGAAGAAAGUUCUUGAAAAGCAAAGGUCUAUAAACAAAAAUAUGGAAUUUGAGCUAGAAGAAAGGAAGGCAAAAUUAAAUGUGGAACUGGAAGCUAUAAAUCUUGAAAAGCAAGAGAUACAGAAAGAGAAAGAAGAGGUGGACCAAUCAAAGGCAUCCAUGCAGAGCAAAAUGCAGGAACUAGAGAAUGCUUUGGAAAAAGCCAUGAUAGAUAGAGAAAAUCUGGAUAAAAUUGAAAGAAGAGUAGCAGAGGAAAAAGAAAAGUAUAUAAAUAUGGUUGAGGAGACAACCAGACAAAAAGAUGCCUUGGAGAAGAUGGCUGCUGAAAUUAAAAUGGAAAAGAAAAAUGCUGAGUCCAAAACCGUUCUUCUGGAAAAGAACUUGAAGGAAUUGCAGGAACGAGAGUGUGAGUUGCAAGUGCAAAUCCAGAAACAUAAAGAAAAAGAACAAAAAGACAAUUUGGCAAUGGAGGAACAGAGAAAUAUAAUGGAAAAAGAAUUGAUUAGAAUCAACCAAGAAAAAGGAGACAGAGAAAAAGAAAAGAAAGACUUACAGAAGAAAUUGGAAGAACUUGAGACACUGAAACAGCAACUAUUCAAAGAGAGGAAGGAAAUGGAGGAAAUAAGGAACAAGAUGUUAACAGAGAAACUGUUACUUGAGCAAAAGGAGACAGAAACCAAAAAACAAAAGCAAGUUCUGGAAGACAAUGCGAAAGAAAUAAUGAAGGAGAGAAUAAAUCUUGACACGAUGAAACUGGAAUUUGAACAGCAAAUACAAGAAAGGGAAAACAUAGUCAGAGAGAAGAUGAAGCAAGAGAGAGAUGAACUUGAUUUAUUCAUGAAGGAUAUUAUUAUGCAGAAGAAAGUUCUUGAAAAGCAAAGGUCUAUAAACAAAAAUAUGGAAUAUGAGCUAGAAGAAAGGAAGGCAAAAUUAAAUGUGGAACUGGAAGCUAUAAAUCUUGAAACGGAAGAGAUCCAGAAGGAGAAAGAAGAGGUGGACCAAUCAAAGGCAUCCAUGCAGAGCAAAAUGCAGGAAAUAAAAAAUGCUUCGGAAAAAGCCAUGAUAGAUAGAGAAAAUCUGGAUGAAAUUAAAAGAAGAGUAGCAGAGGAAAAAGAAAAGUAUAUAAAUAUGGUUGAGGAGACAACCAGACAAAAAGAUGCCUUGGAGAAGAUGGCUGCUGAAAUUAAAAUGGAAAAGAAAAAUGCUGAGUCCAAAACCGUUCUUCUGGAGAAGAACUUGAAGGAAUUGCAGAAACGAGAGUGUGAGUUGCAAGUGCAAAUCCAGAAACAUAAAGAAAAAGAACAAAAAGACAAUUUGGCAAUGGAGGAACAGAGAAAUAUAAUGGAAAAAGAAUUGAUUAGAAUCAACCAAGAAAAAGGAGACAGAGAAAAAGAAAAGAAAGACUUACAGAAGAAAUUGGAAGAACUUGAGACACUGAAACAGCAACUAUUCAAAGAGAGGAAGGAAAUGGAGGAAAUAAGGAACAAGAUGUUAACAGAGAAACUGUUACUUGAGCAAAAGGAGACAGAAACCAAAAAACAAAAGCAAGUUCUGGAAGACAAUGCGAAAGAAAUAAUGAAGGAGAGAAUAAAUCUUGACACGAUGAAACUGGAAUUUGAACAGCAGAUACAAGAAAGGGAAAACAUAGUCAGAGAGAAGAUGAAGCAAGAGAGAGAUGAACUUGAUUUAUUCAUGAAGGAUAUUAUCAUGCAGAAGAAAGUUCUUGAAAAGCAAAGGUCUAUAAACAAAAAUAUGGAAUAUGAGCUAGAAGAAAGGAAGGCAAAAUUAAAUGUGGAACUGGAAGCUAUAAAUCUUGAAAAGGAAGAGAUCCAGAAGGAGAAAGAAGAGGUGGACCAAUCAAAGGCAUCCAUGCAGAGCAAAAUGCAGGAAAUAAAAAAUGCUUCGGAAAAAGCCAUGAUAGAUAGAGAAAAUCUGGAUGAAAUUAAAAGAAGAGUAGCAGAGGAAAAAGAAAAGUAUAUAAAUAUGGUUGAGGAGACAACCAGACAAAAAGAUGCCUUGGAGAAGAUGGCUGCUGAAAUUAAAAUGGAAAAGAAAAAUGCUGAGUCCAAAACCGUUCUUCUGGAGAAGAACUUGAAGGAAUUGCAGAAACGAGAGUGUGAGUUGCAAGUGCAAAUCCAGAAACAUAAAGAAAAAGAACAAAAAGACAAUUUGGCAAUGGAGGAACAGAGAAAUAUAAUGGAAAAAGAAUUGAUUAGAAUCAACCAAGAAAAAGGAGACAGAGAAAAAGAAAAGAAAGACUUACAGAAGAAAUUGGAAGAACUUGAGACACUGAAACAGCAACUAUUCAAAGAGAGGAAGGAAAUGGAGGAAAUAAGGAACAAGAUGUUAACAGAGAAACUGUUACUUGAGCAAAAGGAGACAGAAACCAAAAAACAAAAGCAAGUUCUGGAAGACAAUGCGAAAGAAAUAAUGAAGGAGAGAAUAAAUCUUGACACGAUGAAACUGGAAUUUGAACAGCAGAUACAAGAAAGGGAAAACAUAGUCAGAGAGAAGAUGAAGCAAGAGAGAGAUGAACUUGAUUUAUUCAUGAAGGAUAUUAUCAUGCAGAAGAAAGUUCUUGAAAAGCAAAGGUCUAUAAACAAAAAUAUGGAAUAUGAGCUAGAAGAAAGGAAGGCAAAAUUAAAUGUGGAACUGGAAGCUAUAAAUCUUGAAAAGGAAGAGAUCCAGAAAGAGAAAGAAGAGGUGGACCAAUCAAAGGCAUCCAUGCAGAGCAAAAUGCAGGAAAUAAAAAAUGCUUCGGAAAAAGCCAUGAUAGAUAGAGAAAAUCUGGAUGAAAUUAAAAGAAGAGUAGCAGAGGAAAAAGAAAAGUAUAUAAAUGUGGUUGAGGAGACAACCAGACAAAAAGAUGCCUUGGAGAAGAUGGCUGCUGAAAUUAAAAUGGAAAAGAAAAAUGCUGAGUCCAAAACCGUUCUUCUGGAAAAGAACUUGAAGGAAUUGCAGAAACGAGAGUGUGAGUUGCAAGUGCAAAUCCAGAAACAUAAAGAAAAAGAACAAAAAGACAAUUUGGCAAUAGAGGAACAGAGAAAUAUAAUGGAAAAAGAAUUGAUUAGAAUCAACCAAGAAAAAGAAGACAGAGAAAAAGAAAAGAAAGACUUACAGAAGAAACUGGAAGAACUUGAGACACUGAAACAGCAACUAUUCAAAGAGAGGAAGGAAAUGGAGGAAAUAAGGAACAAGAUGUUAACAGAGAAACUGUUACUUGAGCAAAAGGAGACAGAAACCAAAAAACAAAAGCAAGUUCUGGAAGACAAUGCGAAAGAAAUAAUGAAGGAGAGAAUAAAUCUUGACAAGAUGAAACUGGAAUUUGAACAGCAGAUACAAGAAAGGGAAAACAUAGUCAGAGAGAAGAUGAAGCAAGAGAGAGAUGAACUUGAUUUAUUCAUGAAGGAUAUUAUCAUGCAGAAGAAAGUUCUUGAAAAGCAAAGGUCUAUAAACAAAAAUAUGGAAUAUGAGCUAGAAGAAAGGAAGGCAAAAUUAAAUGUGGAACUGGAAGCUAUAAAUCUUAAAAAGGAAGAGAUCCAGAAAGAGAAAGAAGAGGUGGACCAAUUAAAGGCAUCCAUGCAGAGCAAAAUGCAGGAAAUAAAAAAUGCUUCGGAAAAAGCCAUGAUAGAUAGAGAAAAUCUGGAUGAAAUUAAAAGAAGAGUAGCAGAGGAAAAAGAAAAGUAUAUAAAUGUGGUUGAGGAGACAACCAGACAAAAAGAUGCCUUGGAGAAGAUGGCUGCUGAAAUUAAAAUGGAAAAGAAAAAUGCUGAGUCCAAAACCAUUUUUCUGGAAAAGAACUUGAAGGAAUUGCAGGAACGAGAGUGUGAGUUGCAAGUGCAAAUCCAGAAACAUAAAGAAAAAGAACAAAGCGACAAUUUGGCAAUGGAGGAACAGAGAAAUAUAAUGGAAAAAGAAUUGAUUAGAAUCAACCAAGAAAAAGAAGACAGAGAAAAAGAAAAGAAAGACUUACAGAAGAAAUUGGAAGAACUUGAGACACUGAAACAGCAACUAUUUAAAGAGAGAAAGGAAAUGGAGGAAAUAAGGAACAAGAUGUUAACAGAGAAACUGUUACUUGAGCAAAAGGAGACAGAAACCAAUAAACAAAAGCAAGUUCUGGAAGACAAUACGAAAGAAAUAAUGAAGGAGAGAAUAAAUCUUGAAAAGAACAAACUGGAAUUUGAUCAGCAGAUACAAGGAAGGGAAAACAUAGUCAGAGAGAAGAUGAAGCAAGAGAGAGAUGAACUUGAUUUAUUUAUGAAGGAUAUAAUCAUGCAAAAGCAACUUCUUGAAAAGCAAAGGACUAUAAACAAAAAUAUGGAAUAUGAGCUAGAAGAAAGAAAGGCAAAAUUGAAUUUGGAACUGGAAGCUAUCGAUCUUGAAAAGCAAGAGAUCCAGAAAGAGAAAGAAAGGUUGGACCAAACAAAGGAAUCCAUGGAGAACGAAAUGCAGGAAAUGAAAAAUGCCUUGGAAAACGCCAUGAUAGACAGAGAAAAUCUGGAUGAAAUUAAGAGAAGAGUAGCAGAAGAAAAAGAAAAGUAUAGAAAUGUGGUUGAGGAGACAACCAAACAAAAGGAUGCCUUGGAGAAGGUGGCUGCUGAAAUUGAAAUGCAAAAGAAAAACACUGAGUCCAAAACUGUCCUUCUUGAAAAGAACUUGAAGGAGUUGCAGGAACGAGAGAUCAAGUUGCAAGUGCAAAUCAAGAAACAUAAAGAAAAAGAACAAAGAGAAAUAUUAUCAAUGGAGGCACAGAGAAAGACACUGGAAAAAGAAUUGAUUAGAAUCAAUCAAGAAAAAGAGAAAAUUAAAAAAGAAAAGCAAGACCUAAAUGAUCAAUGGAAAGAGCUUGAGACACUGAAACAGCAACUAAUUAAAGAGAGAGAUGAACUGGAGGAACUCAAAAACAAGAUGUUAAAAGAGAAACUGUUACUUAAGCAAAACCAGACAGAAACCAAUAAACAAAAGCAAGUUCUGGAAGACAAUGCGGAAGAAUUACAAAUGGAGAGAACACAUCUGACAAAAAUGAAACUGGAAUUUGAACAGAAGAUACAAGAAAGGGAAAACGUGGUAAAGGAGAAGAUGAAGCAAGAGAGAGAUGAACUUGAUCUAUUCAUGAAGGAUAUUAACAUGCAGAAGCAGGUUCUUGAAGAACAAAUGUCUUUUAACAACAAUUUGAAAAAUGAGCUAGAAGAAAUAAAGGCAAAUCUGAAUGUGGAACAGAAAGCUAUUGUUCUUGAAAAGCAAGAGAUCCAGAAAGAGAAAGAAAGAUUGGACCAAUCAAAGGCAUCCAUACAGAGCGAAAUGCAGGAAAUAAAAAAUGCUUUGGAGAAAGCCAUGAUAGACAGAGAAAAUCUAGAUGCAAUUGAGAGAGGUUUAGCAGAGGAAAAAGAACAAUGUAGAAUUAUGGUUGAGGAGACAUCUGAACAAAAGGAUGCCUUGAAGAAGAUCUCCGCUGAAAUUGAAAUACAAAAGAAAGACAUUGACGCCAACAAAGUACGUCUUGAAAAGAAGUGGAUGGAACUGCAGGAACGUGAGGAUGAGUUGCAAAUAAAAAAACAAAAAGAAAAAGAAGAUAGCAAAAUAUUACCAAUAGAGGAACAGAGAAAUACACUGGUAAAAGAAAUGAUUAGAAUUAACCAAGAAAAAGAGAACAUUAAAAAAGAAAAGCAAGACUUACAGGAUCAAUGGAAAGAACUUGAGACACUAAAACAGCAACUAUUCAAAGAGAGAGAUGAACUGGAGGAACUCAAAAACAAGAUGUUGAAAGAGAAACUGUUACUUGAGCAAAAGGAGACAGAAACCAAUAAACAAAAGCAAGUUCUAGAAGACAAUGGGAAGGAGUUAAUAAUGGAGAAAGCACAUCUGGACAAGAUGAAACUGGAAUUUGAUCAGCAGAUACAAGAAAUGGAAAACACGGUCAGGGAGAAGAUGAAGCAAGAGAGAGAUGAACUUGAUCUUUUCAUGAAGGAUAUUAACAUGCAGAAGCAGGUUCUUGAAGAGCAAAGGUCUUUUAACAACAAUUUGAAAAAUGAGCUAGAAGAAAUAAAGGCAAAUCUGAAUGUGGAACAGAAAGCUAUUGUUCUUGAAAAGCAAGAGAUCCAGAAAGAGAAAGAAAGAUUGGACCAAACAAAGGAAUCCAUGGAGAACGAAAUGCAGGAAAUGAAAAAUGCCUUGGAAAACGCCAUGAUAGACAGAGAAAAUCUGGAUGAAAUUAAGAGAAGAGAAGCAGAAGAAAAAGAAAAGUAUAGAAAUGUGGUUGAGGAGACAACCAAACAAAAGGAUGCCUUGGAGAAGGUGGCUGCUGAAAUUGAAAUGCAAAAGAAAAACACUGAGUCCCAAACUGUCCUUCUUGAAAAGAAUUUGAAGGAGUUGCAGGAACGAAAGAGCAAGUUGCAAGUGCAAAUCAAGAAACAUAAAGAAAAAGUACAAAGAGAAAUAUUAUCAAUGGAGGAACAGAGAGAGACACUUAAAAAAGAAUUGAUUAGAAUCAACCAAGAAAAUGAAGACAGAGAAAAAGAAAAGCAAGACAUACAAAAGAAAUGGGAAGAACUUGAAACACUGAAACAGCAACUAUUCAAAGAGAGGGAUGAACUGGAGGAACUCAAAAACAAGAUGUUAAAAGAGAAACUGUUACUUAAGCAAAAGGAGACAGAAACCAAUAAACAAAAGCAAGUUCUGGAAGACAAUGCGGAAGAAUUACAAAUGGAGAGAACACAUCUGACAAAAAUGAAACUGGAAUUUGAACAGAAGAUACAAGAAAGGGAAAACGUGGUAAAGGAGAAGAUGAAACAAGAGAGAGAUGAACUUGAUCUAUUCAUGAAGGAUAUUAGCAUGCAGAAGCAGGUUCUUGAAGAACAAAUGUCUUUUAACAACAAUUUGAAAAAUGAGCUAGAAGAAAUAAAGGCAAAUCUGAAUGUGGAACAGAAAGCUAUUGUUCUUGAAAAGCAAGAGAUCCAGAAAGAGAAAGAAAGAUUGGACCAAUCAAAGGCAUCCAUACAGAGCGAAAUGCAGGAAAUAAAAAAUGCUUUGGAGAAAGCCAUGAUAGACAGAGAAAAUCUAGAUGCAAUUGAGAGAGGUUUAGCAGAGGAAAAAGAACAAUGUAGAAUUAUGGUUGAGGAGACAUCUGAACAAAAGGAUGCCUUGAAGAAGAUCUCCGCUGAAAUUGAAAUACAAAAGAAAGACACUGAGUCCAAAACUGUCCUUCUUGAAAAGAACUUGAAGGAGUUGCAGGAACGAGAGAGCAAGUUGCAAGUGCAAAUCCAGAAACAUAAAGAAAAAGUACAAGGAGAAAUAUUAUCAAUGGAGGAACAGAGAGAGACACUUAAAAAAGAAUUGAUUAGAAUCAACCAAGAAAAUGAAGACAGAGAAAAAGAAAAGCAAGACAUACAGAAGAAAUGGGAAGAACUUGAAACACUGAAACAGCAACUAUUCAAACAGAGAGAUGAACUGGAGGAACUCAAAAACAAGAUGUUAAAAGAGAAACUGUUACUUAAGCAAAAGCAGACAGAAACCAAUAAACAAAAGCAAGUUCUGGAAGACAAUGCGGAAGAAUUACAAAUGGAGAGAACACAUCUGACAAAAAUGAAACUGGAAUUUGAACAGAAGAUACAAGAAAGGGAAAACGUGGUAAAGGAGAAGAUAAAGCAAGAGAGAGAUGAACUUGAUCUAUUCAUGAAGGAUAUUAACAUGCAGAAGCAGGUUCUUGAAGAACAAAUGUCUUUUAACAACAAUUUGAAAAAUGAGCUAAAAGAAAUAAAGGCAAAUCUGAAUGUGGAACAGAAAGCUAUUGUUCUUGAAAAGCAAGAGAUCCAGAAAGAGAAAGAAAGAUUGGACCAAUCAAAGGCAUCCAUACAGAGCGAAAUGCAGGAAAUAAAAAAUGCUUUGCAGAAAGCCAUGAUAGACAGAGAAAAUCUAGAUGCAAUUGAGAGAGGUUUAGCAGAGGAAAAAGAACAAUGUAGAAUUUUGGUUGAGGAGACAUCUGAACAAAAGGAUGCCUUGAAGAAGAUCUCCGCUGAAAUUGAAAUACAAAAGAAAGACAUUGACGCCAACAAAGUACGUCUUGAAAAGAAGUGGAUGGAACUGCAGGAACGUGAGGAUGAGUUGCAAAUAAAAAAACAAAAAGAAAAAGAAGAUAGCAAAAUAUUACCAAUAGAGGAACAGAGAAAUACACUGGUAAAAGAAAUGAUUAGAAUUAACCAAGAAAAAGAGAACAUUAAAAAAGAAAAGCAAGACUUACAGGAUCAAUGGAAAGAACUUGAGACACUAAAACAGCAACUAUUCAAAGAGAGAGAUGAACUGGAGGAACUCAAAAACAAGAUGUUGAAAGAGAAACUGUUACUUGAGCAAAAGGAGACAGAAACCAAUAAACAAAAGCAAGUUCUAGAAGACAAUGGGAAGGAGUUAAUAAUGGAGAAAGCACAUCUGGACAAGAUGAAACUGGAAUUUGAUCAGCAGAUACAAGAAAUGGAAAACACGGUCAGGGAGAAGAUGAAGCAAGAGAGAGAUGAACUUGAUCUUUUCAUGAAGGAUAUUAACAUGCAGAAGCAGGUUCUUGAAGAGCAAAGGUCUUUUAACAACAAUUUGAAAAAUGAGCUAGAAGAAAUAAAGGCAAAUCUGAAUGUGGAACAGAAAGCUAUUGUUCUUGAAAAGCAAGAGAUCCAGAAAGAGAAAGAAAGAUUGGACCAAACAAAGGAAUCCAUGGAGAACGAAAUGCAGGAAAUGAAAAAUGCCUUGGAAAACGCCAUGAUAGACAGAGAAAAUCUGGAUGAAAUUAAGAGAAGAGUAGCAGAAGAAAAAGAAAAGUAUAGAAAUGUGGUUGAGGAGACAACCAAACAAAAGGAUGCCUUGGAGAAGGUGGCUGCUGAAAUUGAAAUGCAAAAGAAAAACACUGAAUCCAAAACUGUCCUUCUUGAAAAGAACUUGAAGGAGUUGCAGGAACGAGAGAUCAAGUUGCAAGUGCAAAGCAAGAAACAUAAAGAAAAAGAACAAAGAGAAAUAUUAUCAAUGGAGGCACAGAGAAAGACACUGGAAAAAGAAUUGAUUAGAAUCAAUCAAGAAAAAGAGAACAUUAAAAAAGAAAAGCAAGACCUAAAUGAUCAAUGGAAAGAGCUUGAGACACUGAAACAGCAACUAUUCAAAGAGAGAGAUGAACUGGAGGAACUCAAAAACAAGAUGUUAAAAGAGAAACUGUUACUUAAGCAAAAGGAGACAGAAACCAAUAAACAAAAGCAAGUUCUGGAAGACAAUGCGGAAGAAUUACAAAUGGAGAGAACACAUCUGACAAAAAUGGAACUGGAAUUUGAACAGAAGAUACAAGAAAGGGAAAACGUGGUAAAGGAGAAGAUGAAGCAAGAGAGAGAUGAACUUGAUCUAUUCAUGAAGGAUAUUAACAUGCAGAAGCAGGUUCUUGAAGAACAAAUGUCUUUUAACAACAAUUUGAAAAAUGAGCUAGAAGAAAUAAAGGCAAAUCUGAAUGUGGAACAGAAAGCUAUUGUUCUUGAAAAGCAAGAGAUCCAGAAAGAGAAAGAAAGAUUGGACCAAUCAAAGGCAUCCAUACAGAGCGAAAUGCAGGAAAUGAAAAAUGCUUUGCAGAAAGCCAUGAUAGACAGAGAAAAUCUAGAUGCAAUUGAGAAAGGUUUAGCAGAGGAAAAAGAACAAUGUAGAAUUUUGGUUGAGGAGACAUCUGAACAAAAGGAUGCCUUGAAGAAGAUCUCCGCUGAAAUUGAAAUACAAAAGAAAGACAUUGACGCCAACAAAGUACGUCUUGAAAAGAAGUGGAUGGAACUGCAGGAACGUGAGGAUGAGUUGCAAAUAAAAAAAGAAAAAGAAGAAAGCAAAAUAUUACCAAUAGAGGAACAGAGAAAUACACUGGUAAAAGAAAUGAUUAGAAUCAACCAAGAAAAAGAGAACAUUAAAAAAGAAAAGCAAGACUUACAGGAUCAAUGGAAAGAACUUGAGACACUAAAACAGCAACUAUUCAAAGAGAGAGAUGAACUGGAGGAACUCAAAAACAAGAUGUUGAAAGAGAAACUGUUACUUGAGCAAAAGGAGACAGAAAUCAAUAAACAAAAGCAAGUUCUAGAAGACAAUGGGAAGGAGUUAAUAAUGGAGAAAGCACAUCUGGACAAGAUGAAACUGGAAUUUGAUCAGCAGAUACAAGAAAUGGAAAACACGGUCAGGGAGAAGAUGAAGCAAGAGAGAGAUGAACUUGAUCUUUUCAUGAAGGAUAUUAACAUGCAGAAGCAGGUUCUUGAAGAGCAAAGGUCUUUUAACAACAAUUUGAAAAAUGAGCUAGAAGAAAUAAAGGCAAAUCUGAAUGUGGAACAGAAAGCUAUUGUUCUUGAAAAACAAGAGAUCCAGAAAGAGAAAGAAAGAUUGGACCAAUCAAAGGCAUCCAUACAGAGCGAAAUGCAGGAAAUCAAAAAUGCUUUGCAGAAAGCCAUGAUAGACAGAGAAAAUCUAGAUGCAAUUGAGAGAGGUUUAGCAGAGGAAAAAGAACAAUGUAGAAUUAUGGUUGAGGAGACAUCUGAACAAAAGGAUGCCUUGAAGAAGAUCUCCGCUGAAAUUGAAAUGCAAAAGAAAAACACUGAGUCCAAAACUGUCCUUCUUGAAAAGAACUUGAAGGAGUUGCAGGAACGAGAGAUCAAGUUGCAAGUGCAAAUCCAGAAACAUAAAGAAAAUGUACAAGGAGAAAUAUUAUCAAUGGAGGAACAGAGAGAGACAGUUAAAAAAGAAUUGAUUAGAAUCAACCAAGAAAAUGAAGACAGAGAAAAAGAAAAGCAAGACAUACAGAAGAAAUGGGAAGAACUUGAAACACUAAAACAGCAACUAUUCAAAGAGAGAGAUGAACUGGAGGAACUCAAAAACAAGAUGUUAAAAGAGAAACUGUUACUUAAGCAAAAGGAGACAGAAACCAAUAAACAAAAGCAAGUUCUGGAAGACAAUGUGGAAGAAUUACAAAUGGAGAGAACACAUCUGACAAAAAUGAAACUGGAAUUUGAACAGAAGAUACAAGAAAGGGAAAACGUGGUAAAGGAGAAGAUGAAGCAAGAGAGAGAUGAACUUGAUCUAUUCAUGAAGGAUAUUAACAUGCAGAAGCAGGUUCUUGAAGAACAAAUGUCUUUUAACAACAAUUUGAAAAAUGAGCUAGAAGAAAUAAAGGCAAAUCUGAAUGUGGAACAGAAAGCUAUUGUUCUUGAAAAGCAAGAGAUCCAGAAAGAGAAAGAAAGAUUGGACCAAUCAAAGGCAUCCAUACAGAGCGAAAUGCAGGAAAUAAAAAAUGCUUUGGAGAAAGCCAUGAUAGACAGAGAAAAUCUAGAUGCAAUUGAGAGAGGUUUAGCAGAGGAAAAAGAACAAUGUAGAAUUAUGGUUGAGGAGACAUCUGAACAAAAGGAUGCCUUGAAGAAGAUCUCCGCUGAAAUUGAAAUACAAAAGAAAGACAUUGACGCCAACAAAGUACGUCUUGAAAAGAAGUGGAUGGAACUGCAGGAACGUGAGGAUGAGUUGCAAAUAAAAAAACAAAAAGAAAAAGAAGAUAGCAAAAUAUUACCAAUAGAGGAACAGAGAAAUACACUGGUAAAAGAAAUGAUUAGAAUUAACCAAGAAAAAGAGAACAUUAAAAAAGAAAAGCAAGACUUACAGGAUCAAUGGAAAGAACUUGAGACACUAAAACAGCAACUAUUCAAAGAGAGAGAUGAACUGGAGGAACUCAAAAACAAGAUGUUGAAAGAGAAACUGUUACUUGAGCAAAAGGAGACAGAAACCAAUAAACAAAAGCAAGUUCUAGAAGACAAUGGGAAGGAGUUAAUAAUGGAGAAAGCACAUCUGGACAAGAUGAAACUGGAAUUUGAUCAGCAGAUACAAGAAAUGGAAAACACGGUCAGGGAGAAGAUGAAGCAAGAGAGAGAUGAACUUGAUCUUUUCAUGAAGGAUAUUAACAUGCAGAAGCAGGUUCUUGAAGAGCAAAGGUCUUUUAACAACAAUUUGAAAAAUGAGCUAGAAGAAAUAAAGGCAAAUCUGAAUGUGGAACAGAAAGCUAUUGUUCUUGAAAAGCAAGAGAUCCAGAAAGAGAAAGAAAGAUUGGACCAAACAAAGGAAUCCAUGGAAAACGAAAUGCAGGAAAUGAAAAAUGCCUUGGAAAACGCCAUGAUAGACAGAGAAAAUCUGGAUGAAAUUAAGAGAAGAGUAGCAGAAGAAAAAGAAAAGUAUAGAAAUGUGGUUGAGGAGACAACCAAACAAAAGGAUGCCUUGGAGAAGGUGGCUGCUGAAAUUGAAAUGCAAAAGAAAAACACUGAGUCCAAAACUGUCCUUCUUGAAAAGAACUUGAAGGAGUUGACGGAGCAAACGGAGACAGAAACCAAUAAACUAAAGCAAGUUCUGGAGGUCAAUGCAAAAGAAAUAAUGAAAGACAGAACACAUCUGGACAAAGCCAUGCCAGACAGAGACAUUCUGGAUGAAACUGAGAGAUUAACAAAUAAUAAAGGACAAUAUAGAAUUAUGAUUGAGGACACAACCAACCAAAAGUAUGUAUUGAAGAAGAUGGCUGCUGAAAAUGAAAUGCAAAAGAAAGACAUUGAGUCCAACAAAGUCUUUCUUGGAAAAAAUGGGAGGGAAAUUCAAAACGUAAAAGAAGAAACAGAAAUGUUGACCAUGGCAGAGCAGAGAAGUACACAGGAAACAAGGUUGGAACAACCAAUGGUAUUCGAAACGAAAACAGAUGCUCAAACUCAAACCCUUAAGGAGGACAUGGAGAAAAAGUUUAGCAGAGAAACACAAACUGAAAUUAUGGGAAUAAAAACUAAUGGGAUUGAGCAAGUACGAAUAGAGAAUCAGAGGCUAAGAGACAAAAAUGUAAUUGGAGAAUUUAAUAAAACAAUUGAUUACAUGGAGAAAGAACUUGAGGAACGAUUACAAGAAAUUCAGAAAAAUGAAAUCAAACGAGUUGGACUGCAGAAAGAGAAAACUGAGCUGGAGCUGAGAAAAGCUGAUCUUUAUGAAAGAGACACAGAGAUAAAGAAAGUCAGAGAGAAGGAAAAAGAAAUAAUUCUAUUAAAGGAGUGUAUGCUGAUAGAAAUUAGCCAACUAAAGAGCAAACGAACAGAUACAAACACCAGAUACUUACAAAGAAUGGAGCAGCUCAUAACUGAAACAAUAAAGAACAGAAUCAGACAUGUGACAGACAAAGCUGUACAAACAGUGACAGAGGAAAAACCAAAGAAACAAAGAAGAGAAGAUGCUGAUCAACAGGUGGAGGGAAUUCAAACAGAAAGACUAAUUGAACAUGCCAGCACAUUUGACCAUGGGCUGAUUGAUGAAGGGAAUGAGAGAUUAGGUAAAGAGGCUUCAAGGAAGACUCAAACUACAAAUGUAUUACAAAGAUGGCAACUAUUGCAGCGGUUUAAGCAAAGAAAAAAAUGCUGCUGUUGUUGUCCAACUGAAACUAAGCAAAAGGAACAGAGAAAUUUGGAUUCAUGAAGCCAAACAAGCUUUGUUUCUACAAAACAAAUAUAUUGAAAUCUAAAACGAUAUUUUUUAAAUGUAAGCCUUUGCCAAUUUUACUUACCCAGUAUCAUGCUGGCUUCAGGUAUGGUACGAAGCUACUAUGGUAUAUGCUCAAGAAUCUUUACAAUAAACUUUAUACUUAUUGCUAUUAUUAUCCAUUUAUUAUUGUAAUAAUGCUAUUGUAAUUACAGUAUACGCAAUUUAUUAUUUUCAUUAAUAAACUGACUACUGGAAGGAA